AUGAAUACUCUCUUUACCAGUCUGUGGACUGUUCUUUUGCUUGGUCGCCUGGUCAGGUCCCAGCAGAUGCAAAGAAGGGAUAUUUUGAAUUAUCUACUGAACAGCUCGAAGUAUGACUCUCGAAUUGCACCUGACUACGAAAAAGAUGUGGCAACGGAAGUUGAUGUUCAGCUUGAUAUUAAGAGUAUCGACUCCAUUAGUGCCAUAUCAAUGGAUUACUCGCUGAACGUGUUUUUGCAACAGAAAUGGAGAGACCCUCGACUCAACUUCUCUCAUAUCAGCAACAUCAGUGUCCUAGAAAUAAACCAGAGACGUAUUGGUGAUGUGUGGGCCCCAGACACAUUUUUUAAGAACGAAAAGAGCGCCAGGUUCCACAAUGUCACAGUCCCAAACAAACUUCUCCAUAUCCACAACGACGGUUCCGUCCUCUACAGUAUGAGAUUAUCAUUAACUCUGUCUUGUAUGAUGGAUCUUCGAUAUUUUCCAAUGGACGACCAGACCUGUUCUAUUCUCAUGGAAAGUUUUGGUUACUCUAAGGAGAACGUUGCCUUGAGGUGGAAUUCCAAAGAACCGGUUAUCUAUGGACUUGACGAUAACGACGAACAGAGCCUACCGCAGUUCUAUUUCUACAAACCUAUAGAGACCGAGGGCUGUUUUAGCGUCAACUCAUUUAAUAUAGAGAGAUCCUGUCUCAAAGUCAAACUGUUUCUUCAAAGAAAUUUGGGAUUCUACAUGUCACAAGUGUUUAUUCCAAGCAUGCUGAUUGUCAUCCUUUCCUGGAUCUCCUUUUGGAUUCACGUAGAUUAUUUACCCGCGAGGGUUUCGCUAGGAGUCAUCUGUGUGCUCACCAUGACAACGCAAAGUUCCGGCAUACGGUCUUCUCUUCCGGUUUUGUCUUACAUAAAGGCCAUUGAUGUCUGGUUGGCUGCUGGACUUUUGUUUGUGUUUGCCGCUUUAUUGGAAUUCGCUUAUAUAAUGGUACAAACAAUAAAACAUCGCAAACAAGCUAAGAACAAUGAGAAAGAUGAGGAAAGCAUGCAGAUUGCAGAACCGCAGGCGAAGACAGAUUUCAUGGACCGAGCUCGACGUGUUGAUAGAGUGUCCAGAAUUGUAUUUCCUCUCUGCUAUGCUGUAUUCAAUCUUGUUUUCUGGGCUGUUUACCUUACGAAAUAA
Magallana angulata is the source of this 1173-nucleotide messenger RNA. RefSeq names its product glycine receptor subunit alpha-2-like. Gene Ontology annotation, biological process: chemical synaptic transmission; chloride transmembrane transport; nervous system process. Gene Ontology annotation, molecular function: transmembrane signaling receptor activity; chloride channel activity; neurotransmitter receptor activity. The record is from RefSeq and is a predicted model, not a curated record. Gene Ontology annotation, cellular component: neuron projection; synapse; membrane. The transcript has 8 exons. NCBI's taxonomy places the organism in Eukaryota, Metazoa, Mollusca, Bivalvia, Ostreida, Ostreidae. The coding region runs from base 1 to 1173 and encodes 390 amino acids.